This is a messenger RNA of Mytilus trossulus (common blue mussel), 1263 nucleotides long. RefSeq lists its product as uncharacterized. The coding region runs from base 1 to 1263 and encodes 420 amino acids. Lineage: Eukaryota; Metazoa; Mollusca; Bivalvia; Mytilida; Mytilidae. The transcript is spliced from 4 exons. The record is from RefSeq and is a predicted model, not a curated record.
AUGGAGAAAUUUGAUAUCAUUAUACGUCCGAUCAUAUCAGAUAGAGAUGGUGCUGAUCAAACACUUUGCUACUAUGUACCUUGUAUGAUUAAAUCAGAACCUGAGUAUGACAUAUACGAAAUGUUUAAUGUGACAGAAAACACAUGUACUAAGUCUACCUGGUUAUGUUAUAAGUUUAGGUUUCUACCACCUCAUUUAAUGAAUCAUUUAAUUGCUUCUCUGUGCAGGAAAUAUACAGUUGCAGAAUUUAUCACUAAGGAACAGAAAAGACAGGUUGCUCUUUUCAGAGACUCAGCUGUCUUUGAGUUACAGAAAACGACAAAAUUAACAAAAUUACAUGUGAUGAAAUGUCCGAAUUGGAUUCAAAUUCAGGUUUGGCAAUUUGGUAAAGGACGUGAAGGAGGUUUGUUCAAAUUCAUUGACGAAUUUGUGACAGAGGAAAUUGUAAAGAUAAUAAGCACAAGAUUUAAGAUGUCUAAUGUGAAGUUUGAGAAAAAAUGGGAAUGUGGCCAUACAAAACAAGAGCUUGUUACAGGAACAAAUGACUUUAGUGAAGAACAGAUUACGGAAUAUCACUGUGAAUCAUGUAAAUGCACCCAUUUAUUCAUUGGUGAAUGGCAAGAUCUGCAAAAACUGUCCCAGAGUUGUGAGAUUAAACCAGUAUCGAAUCCUAACAUAAAAAGCAUCAGCCAAGUCCAAGCGACAUUCUCUAAGGUGUGUGUCCGUGUCAAAGUAAAUAAGAGAGACAUUUCAAAUAUUCAUGGAGAAACAUCUGCAGCAGCCAUUUUGACAGGGUUCACAAAAGAAGAAAUCAACUUUACAAAGAUGGGAAUGAUAGCGCUGAAUAUUCUGGCUGAUGCUUUAUAUGACCUCUUAAAACAAGACAAAGCAAAUCUACGUCCAAGGAGCGAUUGUGAUAUAACAAACUUGUACAGUGAGCACAGGAAAUUAAAUAAACACAUUCCUAGUGGUUCAUGGGGAGGGUCGUGGCAAACUAUUCGAAAUACAGACAUAGCUAUUGGAGAUGAUAUUGAGCGCAUAAGACUAACAAGGAACGAACUACAACACUCUCGCAUAUUUAAACUCGAAGAGAAACGUUUUAUUGAAUUAUGUAAUAUAUUAAGCGACCUUUUAAAACGAUUUGAUCACCAUAACAUACCAAGAAGACUGUAUACAGAUGAGCUGAAUGAUAUCUUGGCUAAAACUAUUUCUGCAGAGGAAGUGAAAUCAAUUGAGAAUGAUAUAUUAGUAAAUGAUCUUUAA